AUGGAACAUAGCACCUCUGAACCCUUGAACCAGGAGUGCCAGGAGAAGGGACUUGAACAGUUCAAGCAUGUCGAGAAAGUUGACAGCGUUUCCAAUGAAGACUUUGUGUACGACAAUGACGAGGAGCCUGAGCUUCAUGCGCAGACUUACUUUGCGUUGGCUGCCAUGUUUCUUCUCAACCUCGUCCAAGUCUUCGGUCUACUGGGACCCCCAUCAGGUCUUUCUUAUAUCGAAAAGGAUCUCAACAAUACAGCAAACGGUACAUGGGUACCGAAUGCCCUAUCGCUCGUUCAAGCCGUGCUCGCUCCGAUAAUUUCUUCCGCGUCAGAUACUUUCCAAGCCCGCAAAGCGCUUCUUGUUGGUCCGGCUAUUAUAUCAUUCAUCGGAUGUGCUAUCGCACCCGGUUCAAACAGUAUAUUUCGUUUGAUUGCAGCCCAAGUCUUGAUCGGGUUCGGGUUCGCUACAGUGCCCUUGGCAUACUGUAUCCCUAGUGAGAUUAUCCCACGAAAGUGGCGACCAAUGGCUCAAGCUUUCAUGAAUAUUGCGGCUGCUCUCGGCGCUUGCGCAGGGCCGUUGAUCAUCGGAUCGUUGACUAGGAAGAAUCCGCACACUGGCUGGCGUUACUUCUAUUGGAUUCAGAUGGCACUUUGGGGAAUGACAGCAGUUUGCCUUUUUGUUGGUUACAGACCACCUAAACGACACACUCGCUUUGAUCAUCUGUCAUUCCACGAGAAGAUCGCCCGACUGGAUCUUUUGGGUAUGUUCCUACUCACAGCAGGUCUUACACUGCUAUUGACCGCUCUUAAUCUCGGUGGCGGUCUCUACCCAUGGGUCAGUGGGACAGUAUUGGCGACGUUGAUUAUUGGCAUUCUCACGUUGAUUGCUUUUGGUAUUUACGAGUGGAGAUUUACGACGACUGGAAUCCUUCACCAUGAUCUUUUCAGGGGUGCCAAUCACAGUGGUCGUACCUUUGCAAUUUGCAUUGGUCUUAUUUUCAUUGAAGGAGUUUUCUUGUUCGCCUUUGUCAUCUUUUAUCCAGUCUUGACAACAUCUCUAUUCGAGACAGAUCCUUUUCUUGAUGCUGCCCGCCAACAGCCAUUUUGGAUUGCCUCGGCCUCGAGCACUGUAAUAUAUGGAUAUGCAAGCGUCAAGUUUCGAACUAUUCGGUUUCCCAUGAUUGCUGGAUUUGUCAUUUUCACAAGUGGCAUUGUCGGACUAGCAACAAUUCAGCCCGGUGACGAUAUCAAUGCUCUUGCAUUCGCUGCUCUGACCGGUCUCGGAUUUGGAGCCCCUCUCAUUCUGGUCAUCGCCGGCGUCCAGCUUUCUGUCCCGCAUCAUCUCAUCGCCACAGCCACGGCGGCGACUACUUGCUCUAGAGCUGUUGCCACGGCGGUUUUCACGGCGAUAGCUUCUGCGGCACUGAAUAGUCGACUGGAGAAAUAUAUACCGACGUACACGGUCAAAGCCGCUCUUGAGGCUGGACUUCCAAAAUCUUCUCUUGUCGAGUUUAUCAAAGCUCUUUCAUCUGAAGACACUACCGCACUUCAAGGGGUAGCUGGCGUCACCCCCCACAUUGUGCAAGCAGGAGUCAUGGCUCUCAAGCAAGCUUAUGCGGACGGAAUCAGAGUCGUCUUCAUUAUAGCAGCACCAUUUGGCGUAGUAGCUAUCCUGGCUGCGAUCUUCUUGGGUGAUUUGAAGAGCGUUAUGAAUUAUGGAGUCGAUGCCCCAGUCGAGCAUCUUCAUGCAAAACGUCCCAGAUCGACAAAUGUAUAG
Messenger RNA from Penicillium nucicola, 1773 nucleotides. RefSeq names its product trichothecene efflux pump. Gene Ontology annotation, molecular function: transmembrane transporter activity. The record is from RefSeq and is a predicted model, not a curated record. Lineage: Eukaryota; Fungi; Ascomycota; Eurotiomycetes; Eurotiales; Aspergillaceae. The transcript is spliced from 5 exons. The coding region runs from base 1 to 1773 and encodes 590 amino acids. Gene Ontology annotation, biological process: transmembrane transport.